AUGAUGUUUUAUCCUCGUUACAGUGAGGAGCUGGUGCGCAAUAUCGAGGCGCUGGAGGAGAAUGGAGUGGAGGAGAUGAGGGCGAUGGUCAACCUGGGGGGAGAGGUGUUCGUGCAGGCAGACGUGCCGGACACGUCACACAUAUUCGUGGCAGUGGGGCUGGGCUUCCACGUGGAGUUCACCCGCCUUGAAGCCAAGGAGUUUGCCGCCUCCAAGAUCGGGCACUUGAGAAACCCCCAAACCCCAUUGCUUAUAGUGGAAAGAACUAGUAACCCCCUGCCAUCCCCCUCCCCACUUACUCAGUUCCCCUCCCCACUUACUCAGUUCCCCUCCCCACUUACUCAGUUCCCCUCCCCACUUACUCAGUUCCCCUCCCCAUACCCGUUCCUCCCUUGA
Messenger RNA from Closterium sp. NIES-65, 396 nucleotides. NCBI's taxonomy places the organism in Eukaryota, Viridiplantae, Streptophyta, Zygnematophyceae, Desmidiales, Closteriaceae. The record is from the annotation of a GenBank genome assembly.